AUGUACCCGAAUCGCCGGCGGGAACCGCGGAAAAAUACUCGUCGGCCCUGCCGGUGCGGCAUCAAUCCUGAGCUAAACAUAGACGGUGGUAAGCUAGAGCCGAUCGAGUGUGACCGUCAUUGCGCCGACGGCAACGACUGUGGCGAGUCACGCAACAUGGCUGUGUUCGAGAUUACAGCGUACCAGAUAUGCCCACGAGAAGCUGAAGCGCUAGACAAUCCAAUUUCUUCUCAAGAUGGACAGAAAAUUGGAGAGCCAUGGGACUACCAAGAAAAGUUCGACACCACCAAUUUUUUCAAGUUCACCGAAGAUUCUUCGUUCUCGUGGGUGGAUGAGGAGCCCGCCGAAGAAUGCGAUAUAAAUGAUGACCACAAGAAACUGCUAGCGCAGGUUGAUGUGUGGGAGGACGCCGUCACGAACUCGCCAAGAGUUUUUUGUGGGAUCUACACGCAUCACAAGAACCAUGCGACUAAAGUGAUGGCGAUCAAGGAGACCUGGGCGCGCCACUGCGACGGAUUUGUGGCCUUCAGCGACGUCGCCGACGAUGCAAUUCUUUCGAUCAAGCACGAGGGUCCGGAAGAAUAUUCCAAUAUGUGGCAGAAGAGCAGGGCGAUCUGGAAGUACAUCAACUUCCACUACAAGGACGAUUUCGACUGGUUCGUUCUUGGGGGCGACGACCUCUUCCUUAUCGUGGAGAACCUGCGCAAGGUGUACCUCCUAUCGGACGAAAUCAUCCGUGCGGCUGGGGGGCUACAAAACGGGGGCACGAACCCGAUCUUCCUAGGACGGCGUUUGCAACGCUUUGGCGAGCAACAUCGAAUAUACAACAACGGCGGGGCAUCAUACGUGAUGAACCAGGCGUCGGUGGGGCUGUUGGGAAAUCACCUGGAUGACAGCCGCUGCCAGCCUCACGCAAAGCAAUCCUGGGAAGACGUGCUGGUGAGCAUUUCCAGGGCGUCAUUUAAGAAAACAGAGGUCUCUCGGUGCCUAAGAAAUAACGGUGUGAUGGCAUUCGACACUCGGGAUGGUCUUGGGCGCGAACGAUUUCAUCCUUUUUCGCCGGCGGUUCAUAUUGGGUAUCGGAUGCCCGAGACACCAGAAGAUCGUCUGGUCUCAGGAUUUCUUGUCGGUGGAUGGUACGGUAUCCAGGCGAUUGAACUUACGUUCGGUCUCGAGUGUUGCUCUCAAGACUCUAUCAGUUUUCACUACAUAGACGAGCAGCUCAUGAGGCGACUGUACCAUCUUGUGUACUCAUGCCCGGAAGAAGCGGAGGGUACGAUUGGCCUACGAUGACGUGAACACCAUGAGUACCGGUACCGUUCACCUGGUGAUCGUUCGCGUGCACUUGUCUCGCAACCGACUGUGUUUGAUACCGCCACCACGUGGCAAAGUAGGGUAGGUUGUUUGCCGUCGGGCCGAGCCCGGCACUUGUGUUUCAUGCUCAGUUGUUUUUUGAGGCUCUGUUGCAAUAUUGUACAUGCUACAUGUUAUCGGGAUGUAAUGGGGCCGUUUCAGGGCCAAGUCCAAGUCGUUUUGGAUCGUUUUCCGUGGCAAGCGAAAGUUCGUCAUUCGAGCCACAGCGUAUUGAAGCUCAGUCGGGUUGUAGACUAAAAGUUUGGCGCAGCGUUGAGUAGCGGUAGACUGUUGAAGUCUUGAUCGGGGAUCAGAAUCCCAGCCCAGCGCACACUCUCCGAGUGAGCUACGAGCGGUAACGGUGAGCAUA
Molecule: messenger RNA, 1723 nt
Organism: Ectocarpus sp. CCAP 1310/34
Lineage: Eukaryota; Phaeophyceae; Ectocarpales; Ectocarpaceae
Source: the annotation of a GenBank genome assembly